Molecule: messenger RNA, 4132 nt
Organism: Hymenoscyphus albidus
Lineage: Eukaryota; Fungi; Ascomycota; Leotiomycetes; Helotiales; Helotiaceae
Source: the annotation of a GenBank genome assembly
CUGAGCAGAACACUCAACCAUCACCAAAAUGUCGCCUCGCAAGAAGGCUACAGCUGGAGGUCCAGUCGAAGUCUCCGGCUCGACGCCUAAAUCCGCGACAACAUCCAAAGCUGCGGCGCAAAAAGCUGUAUGUAUUUGCGCAUGCGACUCUCGGAAUAGCAACUGACUGGAUCUGCAGAAAGGAAACCUUUCAGAUCACACAGAAACCGCGGCAGAAUCGAAACCCAAGCGUACAAAGACUGCGAAGAAAGUGCAGCAGCAUAUCCAUAGAGCAGGAGAUGAUGUGAAGGCUGCCAAUUGGACCUGUCUUUGGAGGCGCAUACUGACAUUUUGUCGCAGACUUUCUCGGCCCUUCUGGAACCUUUCUAUGGCGGAAAAGGUCUCACGGAUCCAAUCGAUACGGCAAAGGUAUGCAUCUUUAAAAGAAAUUCGAAAUCUAAAUCUAACAUGCGCAGGAUAAAUGGAAUCUUCUACCAGCAUUUCUCAAGGUUAAGGGUUUGGUCAAGCAACACAUCGACUCGUACAAUUACUUUAUUGAGCAUGAGAUUAAGGAUAUUGUCAGAGCAAAUAAGGUGGUGACAAGUGAUGUCGACAAUACUUUCUGGUUGGAGUAAGUUGCCUCCUCCAAGUGAUCGAUUUGCUUCUAAUGAAAUACUAGGUAUCUUGAUAUUCGAAUUGGAGCUCCCGAUCGCCUUGAUUACGAUGAUCGAAAACCACAAAAUGACAUCACCCCGAACGAAUGCCGUCUCCGAGAUAUGACCUAUGCUGCGCCCAUCAUAGUCGAUUUCAAAUAUGUGCGGGGGAAAAGUGCCAUCCUGAGAACAAAUGUUGCCAUCGGAAGAAUGCCGAUUAUGCUUAAAAGUCGUCCAUGCCGGCUGGCUGGAAAGAAUGACCGUGAGAUGGCUCACAUGAAUGAAUGCGCUCUUGAUCCUGGAGGGUACUUUGUUGUAAACGGAACGGAAAAGGUUAUCUUGGUGCAAGAGCAAUUGAGCAAGAACAGAGUUAUUGUGGAAGCUGAUCCGAAGAAGGGAAUAGUAUCGGCAUCUGUGACUAGGUAUGGUUUAUGCCUUGAUUACCAUACAAAAGGUCUCUGCUAACAUAUCCCAGUACGACCCACGAACGAAAGUCAAAAACUUAUGUUCUAAUGAAAAAGGAGAGAGUUUAUUUGCAACACAACAUUCUUACUGAGCCCGUUCCUAUUGUGGUCGCACUCAAAGCCAUGGGCAUUCAGUCUGAUCAUGAAAUGCUUCUUUUAGUUGCAGGCGAUGAUAGCGCUUAUCAAGACGAAUUCUCUGUCAAUUUCGAAGAAUGUGCGCAACUAGGCGUCUUCUCACAACAUCAGGCUCUCGAAUGGCUAGGGCAGCGUGUCAAGAUGGGUGCAACGAAAAAAGGAUCAAAUAAUAGAGGUCGAAACUACGUCGGUGAAGCUCUUGAAGCCCUUGCCACCAUUAUCAUCACGCAUGUUCCAGUCAUUGGUCUAGACUUUCGACCCAAGGCACUUUAUAUCUGCUUUAUGGUUCGGCGUGUUCUUAUGGCGGUACAUGAUCCAAAGUUGGUUGACGACCGUGAUUAUGUCGGCAAUAAAAGAUUGGAGCUCGCUGGUCAACUUUUGGCCUUACUUUUUGAGGAUUUGUUCAAGACUUUCAACAACAAUCUGAAAAUUAAUAUUGACAAGGUUCUGAAGAAACCAGUCAGAAGUAUGGAGUUUGAUGCAUAUAAUCAUAUGCAGUCCCACGGAAAUUUGAUCACGCAGGGCAUGAAUCGUGCCAUUUCAACUGGAAACUGGAGUGUCAAACGAUUCAAAAUGGAGAGAGCCGGUGUCACUCAUGUUCUCAGUCGACUGAGUUACAUUAGUGCUCUUGGGAUGAUGACCCGUAUUAGCAGUCAGUUUGAGAAGACCAGAAAGGUCAGUGGACCUCGUGCACUACAACCCUCACAAUUUGGAAUGCUCUGUCCUUCAGAUACACCCGAAGGAGAAGCCUGUGGUCUUGUUAAGAAUCUGGCUUUGAUGACACAUAUCACGACUUACGACGACGAAGAACCAGUCAAAAAAUUGGUAUUUGUUCUUGGGGCCGAGGAUAUUGCGUCUAUGAGUGGAAUUGAAAUAUACGCUCCUGGUGCCUAUGUUAUCUUUGUCAACGGUACACCCAUUGCACUUACACGAAAGCCAAAGGAAUUCUUGAAUUCUUUCCGCAAAUUCCGUCGGAUGGGACGGGUCUCGGAGUACGUCAGCAUCUAUAUUAACAAUCAUACGAAUGCUGUUCACAUUGCUACCGAUGAAGGGAGAAUUUGCCGACCCUUGAUCGUCGUUGAAAAUAACAAGCCCAGAGUUACCAAAAAGUCCUUGGAAGCCUUGCGAGCAGGAAAAAUGGAAUUCGACGAUUUUCUAUACAGAGGAAUGGUGGAAUAUGUGGAUUGUAACGAGGAAAACGAUUCCUAUAUUGCGCUUACACAAGAUUUCGCUGAAAAGACGCCUGGCAUUACCCAUCUUGAAAUCGAGCCUUUCACCAUUCUGGGCGCUGUGGCUGGAUUGAUUCCCUACCCCCAUCACAACCAAUCUCCAAGGAACACUUACCAAUGUGCUAUGGGUAAGCAAGCCAUUGGAGCAAUUGCUUAUAAUCAAUUUUCGCGGAUCGAUACUCUGCUUUACCUCAUGGUUUACCCACAACAACCAAUGGUCAAAAGUCGUACCAUUGAGUUGAUUCAUUACGACAAACUUCCAGCCGGUCAGAACGCGACAGUGGCAGUUAUGUCAUUUUCUGGAUACGAUAUUGAGGAUGCUUUGGUGUUGAAUAAGGCAUCUUGUGACAGAGGUUUCGGUCGAUGUCAGGUCUUCCGGAAAUAUGCUGCACAUAUUCGAAAAUAUCCCAACAAAACUUCGGACCGACUUGGUGAUAGAGAACAGGACGCAAAGGAUCCUAGUAAGCCCAUCAAGAAACACGCAGUCCUCGGCCCAGAAGGUGUAGCUAUGGUAGGCGAGAGAAUACACUCGGGUGAGGUGUAUCUCAACAAGGAAACUCCACUCAACACAACAUCUUCUGGAAUAGGUUCUGACUAUGGAUCGAACGAGCAUAGACCAGCACCAAUGUCCUAUCGUCUUCCUGAUUUUGCCUACAUUGACAAGGUCAUGGUUUCUCAGACCGAAAACGAGACGACUGUCUUCAAGGUCCAAACCCGGCAGACUCGUCGCCCUGAACUUGGUGAUAAGUUUUCUUCUCGUCACGGUCAGAAGGGUGUUGUUGGUAUUAUCGUUGAACAACAGGAUAUGCCAUUUGCUGAUUCAGGCGUUACGCCUGACAUUAUCAUGAACCCUCACGGUUUCCCCUCUCGUAUGACAGUCGGUAAGAUGCUGGAACUCCUCGCUGGCAAAGCCGGAGUCCUCAACGGAACUCUGGAAUACGGCACGGCAUUCGGAGGCAGUAAAGUAGACGACAUGGGUGAUAUCCUCAUCAAGAACGGAUUCAGUUACUCUGGAAAAGACUUCGUCACCAGCGGUAUCACAGGCGAAUCCCUCCCAGCCUACAUCUUCUUCGGACCAAUCUACUACCAAAAGCUCAAGCACAUGGUUCAAGAUAAAAUGCACUCCCGUUCACGCGGUCCUCGGGCUAUUCUUACACGUCAACCUACUGAGGGUCGAUCAAGAGAUGGAGGUCUGCGACUGGGAGAGAUGGAACGUGAUUGUCUCAUUGCGUAUGGUGCUAGUCAGUUGCUCCUCGAGCGAUUGAUGCUGAGUAGUGAUGCGCAUGAGGUGGACAUCUGCGAGCGCUGUGGCAUGAUGGGGUAUCAGGGGUGGUGUCAGACUUGUAAGAGCACGGCGGGCGUGACGAGGAUGACGAUGCCGUAUGCGGCGAAGUUGUUGGUGCAGGAGUUGCUCAGUAUGAAUGUGCUGGUGAGACUUAAGUUGGAGGAUGAGUUCCCUCAUCCAAAGUAAGGGAGUGGUGUCUUUUCUGGCGGUUCUUUUCAAGGGGCAGGGCGUUGGGGAUUUUUUAAUUUGAUUUCUCUGGUAUACUGGGAUGGCGUAUGGGAUGCGAAAACAUUAGGGAAGUGGGGUUUGUUGGUAAGUUAAUUGGGAGGGAGUUGUUUGCAUUGCGAGGCGUACGUAGUUAAGGGAAUAAAUGAUACCAUGAGCAUG